AUGGAUAUUCCUGGGUUUGCAGGCAUGAAGGGCUCAGCCAUUGAAAACUUCUCCUGUGUGAUUUAUAACAUCUUCCUCAUGAACUGUACUUGGCAGGCAGGAAGGGAUGCUCCAGCAGACACACAGUAUUUUCUCUACUGGCAGCAGUCAAGAGGUGAAGAGGAGAUGGAAUGUGAACUUUACAUUAAAGAUGAAAAUUUCAGAAAUGUGGGAUGCAUCUUCCAAAACGUGAGCAUAGGGAUUGAAAAAGCUUACUUCCUGGUGAAUGGGUCUAGCAACAACUCCCUGAUCCAGUUCUAUGAUGAGUACAUUGACCUGUAUAAAAUUGAAAAGCUCAUGCCACCAUCAAAUAUCACAGUCACCUGUGAUGAACUUAAAAAUGAUUGCAUAAUUCAAUGGCAACGACCCCAAAUAAGUCAUUCUAGCAAAGACAUGUGUUUUAAAUAUGAAAUUAACAUAAAGUAUAAGGAUAAUCCUAAAGGAAAACCCAUAUAUACUUCCAUACAAGAAGGGGGAAACAGUAAUAUAUUUCUAAGAUCAAAUACAAGAAAGAAGUACAUCUUGAAAAUGAGAGCAGCUGGCAGUGCCUGCUUUGUGAGCCCAGCCUGGGGGGAAUGGAGUGCACCUGUUGAGUUUGGAAAUGAGGAAAUGAUAUCUUCUUCAGUAUGGAUUUUACUUGGAGUAGGAGUUGCAACAUUCUUAAUGGCAAUCAUCACAAUUUUUUUCUGCAAAAGGACUGGCUGUUUGAAGGCAGCAUUUCCACAGAUCCCAGGACCAAAACCUGCUUUAUUUACACUGGCUAAUACAAAUCCAGAGCUGAUGGAGACCAAAAUACAGUCAAUAACAUCUGAAAAUGAAGAGAUAGUAUUAGUUGCUGACAUCGUGAGAUAG
Messenger RNA from Melospiza georgiana, 891 nucleotides. RefSeq names its product granulocyte-macrophage colony-stimulating factor receptor subunit alpha-like. Gene Ontology annotation, cellular component: external side of plasma membrane; membrane. The record is from RefSeq and is a predicted model, not a curated record. Gene Ontology annotation, biological process: immunoglobulin mediated immune response; cytokine-mediated signaling pathway. Lineage: Eukaryota; Metazoa; Chordata; Aves; Passeriformes; Passerellidae. The transcript is spliced from 8 exons. The coding region runs from base 1 to 891 and encodes 296 amino acids. Gene Ontology annotation, molecular function: cytokine receptor activity; protein binding.